Messenger RNA from Melopsittacus undulatus (budgerigar), 4766 nucleotides. Its product is annotated as Y+L amino acid transporter 2-like. NCBI's taxonomy places the organism in Eukaryota, Metazoa, Chordata, Aves, Psittaciformes, Psittaculidae. The transcript has 10 exons. Gene Ontology annotation, cellular component: membrane. Gene Ontology annotation, biological process: amino acid transmembrane transport. Bases 828 to 2345 code for a protein of 505 amino acids. Gene Ontology annotation, molecular function: L-amino acid transmembrane transporter activity. The record is from RefSeq and is a predicted model, not a curated record.
GCCCAUUUCAUGACCCAAGUUGGAAACAGCACAAAUUCAAGUUUGAAUUUCAGAGUGAAGGUAGUUUUACUUCCUUGAAAAUAUGCAUUCUAGUUUUUAGAAUAUAGUUUCUUAACACUGCCCUGACCAAAGAAAAAAGGUUUUAAAAUGGCAGAGUUCCUGAUUAAGGAACAUUGUUCUCAGCCUCUCUGUUCUUCCAGCAGAGACCAGCAUCCCUGCAAAACAAUUCUGUUGCCAAAAUGUUCUUGAUAUAUUAUAAAGUAUGUAACCACAGACUUGCUGGCAGCUGGAAUUGUGCAGUCUUUAUAGGCAGACUUAAAGAGCUCUCAGGAAUAAAUGACCAUCUGUUACAGAUAAAACUAAAGCAACUUGAAGCUAAUUAUUCAGAAUAGUUGUCAUACCUGUCUUUGAAUAGUGUUUUUAAAAAGGGCAGCCAUUUCUGUGUAAACAUUAAUUGCAGACCUGUCUCAUUCUAUGAAGGAAAGCGUGUUUUUACAAGAUGUUACUUUAAAAGGAAGAAAUAGGAGGAGCACUGACUUUCAGUAGAAAGACUUGGGCUGUUUCUAUUAUUCAUUUGGGUCACUGAGGGUUACAGUAUGGAACGCACAAUAUGAUGCAACUUUCCUGCUUGUUUUCAAGUUGGAUUACUGAGGCUGACUGGAGGGACAUUUGUGCUUAAUUCAGUUAGUUCACUUUCCUACGUGGAUUAGUAGCCCAUUCUAAUGAAGUCCUGUUAUCUGGUGCUUCUACUCAGUCCCGUGACUUAAGACUUGACUUGCUGGAUCAGCAACUUCCAGAUGCCCUUUGGCAUGUAAUGAUAGUUGAGGAUGCCAGCCCCUUGGCAAAUAUGCUGCAAUAAGAAAUCCAAAACUAAGCAUGGAGGAGCUGAAAUGGACAGUAUGGAAGAGACAAGUGAAAAAAUGCAGAUGAAAAAAGAAAUCACAUUGCUUAAUGGAGUUUCUUUAAUUGUAGGGAACAUGAUUGGCUCUGGGAUAUUUGUAUCACCCAGAGGUGUUCUAAUGUACAGUGCUUCCUAUGGACUCUCUCUAGUCAUCUGGGCGCUUGGUGGGAUGUUUUCACUGUUCGGAGCUUUGUGUUACGCUGAAUUGGGAACAUCCAUCAUUAAAUCUGGAGCCAGUUAUGCCUAUAUUUUGGAAGCAUUUGGUAGCUUUGUGGCCUUCAUCAGACUCUGGUCUUCCUUACUAAUUAUUGAACCAACAACUCAGGCAGUGAUAGCAAUCACGUUUGCCAACUAUAUUGUUCAACCAAUUUUCCCUCAUUGUGAGCCACCAUAUGAUGCAGUCAGGUUGAUUGCAGCUGCUUGUAUAUGUUCCUUAACAUUUAUUAAUUGUGUCAAUGUAAAGUGGGGUACCCGUGUACAAGAUGUUUUCACUUACGCAAAAGUUAUGGCCCUUUUCUUGGUGAUAUCUGUUGGCCUUUACAAAAUUGGUAAAGGAGAAACAGAAAACCUGAGAGCCCCAUUCGAGGGCUCGGCAACAAACCCAGGGAUGAUUGCUUUGGCUCUCCACUCUGCGCUCUUCUCCUACUCAGGAUGGGACACACUCAACUACGUCACCGAGGAAAUGCAGAAUCCUCAGAGGAAUCUACCUCUUUCUAUUGCAAUUUCAAUGCCUAUUGUGACUGUUAUUUAUUUGUUGACUAACAUAGCAUACUAUGUAGUGUUGGACAUGUCGGCCCUCCUCACAAGUGAUGCAGUGGCUGUGACAUUUGGUGGUGAAACCCUUAGUUAUGCUAAGUGGAUAAUUCCUAUAGCAGUGGCCAUGUCUUGCUAUAGUGGCUUAAACUCAUCAAUAAUUGCAGCAUCGAGGCUAUUUUAUGUUGGAGCCAGAGAAGGACACCUCCCUGACAGUCUGAGCUUGAUUCAUGUAAAGUGUUUCACACCAGUCCCUGCUCUCCUCUUCAAUGGCUUAAUGACUUUGAUUUAUCUCCUUGUGGAAGAUGUUUUCCUCCUCAUUAAUUACUACUGCUUCAACUACUGGCUUUUUGUGGGUCUGUCUAUUGCAGGAUUAAUUUAUUUGAGAUACACUCAGCCACAUCGACCCCGGCCUAUCAAACUUAGCCUCUUCUUCCCUAUAGUAUACUGUUUAUGUUCCCUUUUCCUGGUCAUAGUUCCUCUCUACAGUGACACAGUCAGUUCCCUUAUUGGCAUUGGUAUUGCCCUCUCAGGCAUUCCUGCAUAUUAUUUAGGAGUUUAUCUGCCAGUUGAAAAACGACCUAAAUGUCUACAGUGGCUCUCUGCUACAACAACAAAGUAUGUUCAGAUGCUCUUCUACUGUGCUCUGUCGGAUAUAGACAUGGAACCUGCAACAGCUAAGAAUAAAUAGACCUGCCUUGACAUUGAGAAUUGUGCCUUGACAUUUCUUAUCUGGAGUAAUCUUUAUCUUCUGAAGGUCUCCCCAUGUGUUCAGUUACACUAAAGCACUAACCACAGUACUAUGCAUCAGUUUGAUGCCCAUUAAUUUGUGCUUGUUUUAUAAAUCACUCUGUUUUACAAGAUGUUUUAAAAAACCCUGUUAAUAGUGACUUACCAUGUAAUACUUUGAAACUAUACAGCACUGUAUGAACAAACAUUUAUCAGCAGAUAAGUGCUAAAUAGUACAUUAAUCGCAAAAUCAUAUGAAAAAGUAUGAGGUCUCAUCACAAUCCUAACAAAUAAAUAUAUAAAUUUAACAAAAGACAGGCUAUAUAUUUGCAAGAUUCAAAACCUGAGUUAGGAAGUAGAAGCCACAGUGUACUUCUAAAGAUAUAAUUAAAUUCUGGAAAAUGGAAAAAUUUCAUAAUUUAAACUGGUAGACCUGCUUCAAGUCAACAUAUUAUUAGUGUUAAACUACUCUAAUGCAUAAUUCCUUACAUGCAGAGUUUACCAAAAGGAGAAACCCAAAGUUUUUGGUCAUUGAAAUUCUGUGAGAAAUUCUUGUUUAAUGACAUCCCACGUUCAUUACCCUUUUGCAGAAGAGGCAUUUUGAAGAAACAAAUUAGAUCACAGUAACUGAAGCACUUUUGCUUUCCAGCAGAUCAACCUGUCUUGGAAAACUGACUGAAUCAUGUUCCAGCUAGUGCAUAUUCAGGGAAAUCACCUUUUCAUAGUGUCCACUGCUUGCCUAGAAGUAUCAAAGGUGUGACUCCAUGAAUGUACUGAUUUUUUACUGAUUUUUUCCAGAGUGAAACUUAUUGAAGGAAUUCACAAAGCAAAAUUAGAAACUAUUGAUGUUUACAAAAUCCUUUGAGCCCCUGCCCAACCCUUUCAGGCCACACCAGCUCCUGCUGGCAAAGUAACCUGCAGGUCUCCUACUGAGCAUGCAAAAAGCCACCAGCACUGGCUGCCAGGUCUUUUUGUCACCUAAGUGCCUGUUGCACAACACGCAGCCCAGGCAUGUGCACUGGACAAGAGCACCCACCAGUGGAUGCCAUGGAAGAAAAAGGCAGUUAAAAACUAGGACUGAUCUCUUGACCAUUGAGUUUUUCAGUGUGGCACACAAGAAUGUGUAAUGAGUCCUAAUUCUUAGUGCCCUGAAAUGGAAGAGACAAUAACUGUCAUUUAAAAAAAACCAUCAGCCCUGCAACCUAGACCAUAAAAAAACAGCUGCUCCAGCUCUAAUAUGGUUUGCUGAUAUGUAUUAGUGUUUGUUAUCCUUGUUGUCAAGGUGUACAUCCUUUCUGUAAUUAUAUUUGAGUACAGCAUACAUUGUUUCUAAUUUGAAUUUCAACAUUCCUACUCAAUUAACACCACUUAAUGUAAUUUAAUCUUAUACAAGUCCCUGUAGCUUCUAGAAUUAUUGUCUUCUAUUGAUGUCUGCCCAGAAAAGGAGCAAUGGAAUAGGUAAUCAUUGCUACUUAAACCUCCCUGCAUUUCUUCCCUAUUUUGUGAAGUCAUUUGCAGGAUUGUAAUUUCAUGCAUCUCCAACACAGUGGUUGCUGACAGGGCUCCUGUAAAGCCUUAUAUUUGCAUUUCAAUGUCAUCUGCUGUAGCAGUUUCCUUUCAGUGGGGUUUUCUUUUGAUACAAAAAUGAACAAUAAAAAUGCACUAAAUUGAGCUAAACACGAAGAUACCAGAGAAGCAUGCUUUACUUUUUGAAAGCCACCACUUUCAAGAGCUAAAAUCACUUCAGUAUCAUAAUCACAAAACAAAAAGAGGAAAGAAGAACAUCCCCAUGUACUCCACACACACACACCACAUACCUUUUACAGUACAGCACCAUUUUGACCCUGCUCUAUGGCUGUACAGAAAUACUGCCUUUUUGCCCCAUCUCUCACAAAGCACUGGUUAACAACAGAGCCACAGUCCCAGACUGUAUCAGGGCACAAAUAGUACAAACCCUGCAAGUCAAAACUGAACAUGCAAACUAAACAUGACAGUCUUUGCUUCCACAGAGUUCAACCUCAUGCUUGGGGCUGAGCUGUGUGUCACACCAAGACAGCACAGUAUCAUCCUCUGAAGUUCUUCCUUCCAGGACCAAAGUUCCUAAGUGAUUAGUAUAACAAGGGCUACAAAGACCAUUUCCAUAGAGAAUUCUGAGCUCAGCAACUUCUUUGUUUCUGUUUUUUGCCAAAAUCUGUUUUUGCAUGGAUCUGUUAACUCUCUAGGCAUGAUGCACAACUCAUUCAUUUUCUUUCUUUCUGGACAGGAGGAAAGUAGUGGUCAGAUGCAAGGCUAUAAAUGUAAAUAACUUUAUUGAAAUUCUCUAUGGAAUGAGAAAUGUUACUGUGUUUGUUGAUUUUUCCCUCCUUAGAUAUAAUACCUGUAA